AUGCCACCCAAUCUCCUCGCCCUCGAAGGACACUUCUUCUCCACCGCCGUCCCGCCCUCCCUCACAUCGCACUACGCCGAGCAGCUCCGAAUUAUUGUACAACAUGCCAUCGAUGAACGGUAUAAUUCGGAGGUCAACAGCUACUUGUAG
Molecule: messenger RNA, 150 nt
Organism: Parathielavia appendiculata
Lineage: Eukaryota; Fungi; Ascomycota; Sordariomycetes; Sordariales; Chaetomiaceae
Exons: 2
Coding region: 1-150 (49 amino acids)
Source: RefSeq, a predicted model, not a curated record